This is a messenger RNA of Symbiodinium necroappetens, 618 nucleotides long. Lineage: Eukaryota; Dinophyceae; Suessiales; Symbiodiniaceae. The record is from the annotation of a GenBank genome assembly.
AUGAGAGCUGCCUUGGGGAGGAUUCAUCCUUCAAGCCUGUGCCGAGCACCAACACUUUUGCCUGCUGUGAGGGCUGGCAGUGUGGGCUUUGCAACUAUGGGGACGGCUACGAAACUCCCGAGUUUCGAGCUGCAUGAGGCGGCAUUUCUCCACAGAUCUUUGGAAACUGCGUGGGACACGACCACGGCGGAGGCACAUGCGAAGUAUAACGUCUCCGACCACCCUAGCAUUUGGCACCGGAUCGCAGACUAUUGCCUGCCAUACUCGGACGGCAAAGUCGUCACAGACCUUGGGGCUGGCGAUGGCACACUGGGGAAGCUUUUGCAGGCGCGGACUAUGAUCAACGUGGACCCAUUCCCUCCAGACAACUGCUCACACUUGAUCGUGAAGAGCGAUGGUGUCGAGUUUCUGCGUCUCCAGCCAGAACAAUCCCUCGACCUGGUCGUCGCCACUUUUGCCGUGCACUUCAUGGACAGGGCCAGCCUUGACAAGGAGCUUACACGAGUGCUGGGCCCCGAUGGCCGAGCCAUGUGGUUCAGCUUCUCUCAGACAUCUACGCUUUUUGGCAACGAGGACCUCGCACGGCCAUGCCAGAAUCGAAAGGUAAGGACCAAGUAG